Molecule: messenger RNA, 1386 nt
Organism: Oldenlandia corymbosa var. corymbosa
Lineage: Eukaryota; Viridiplantae; Streptophyta; Magnoliopsida; Gentianales; Rubiaceae
Source: the annotation of a GenBank genome assembly
CUUUGACACCAAUUUCUUGCAUAUAAUAAAUCCAAAAAUUAAAGCAGUCUUCUUUUAAAUAUAAUAUAAUGUGGAGGAUGAAAGGUACACUUAUUUCGAAAAUUAAAGCCAAAAUUGAAUUAAAACACAAAAUCAGUCCGAAACACAAGCUCAAUAAACCCUUUAAACCUCCUGCAAAUUGCGCUUCAAACUGACUGUAACUCUAAACACGAACAAUUGAUUACCGGAGAGAAUGUCAUCGGCGACGGCAGCAAUGAAAGGGUUGGUGCUCUCCCGGCCGGUGACUUUCGUGACUGGAAACGCUAAGAAAUUGGAGGAAGUUCGCGCUAUACUUGGAAAUUCAAUCCCUUUUCAAUCCCUCAAACUCGACUUGCCAGAGCUACAAGGAGAGCCUGAAGACAUCUCAAAGGAGAAAGCAAGACUUGCAGCGAAAGAGGUGAAUGGACCUGUGCUGGUUGAAGACACUUGCCUUUGUUUCAAUGCUCUAAAUGGUCUCCCAGGGCCGUAUAUCAAGUGGUUUCUGCAGAAGACCGGACAUGAUGGACUCAAUAACUUGUUGAUGGCUUAUGAUGAUAAGUCAGCCUUCGCUCUUUGCAUAUUUUCACUUGCUAUGGGGCCCAAUGUAGAGCCAAUAACUUUCCUUGGAAAAACGCCGGGAAAGAUUGUUCCUGCAAGGGGACCCAAAGAUUUUGGAUGGGAUCCAAUAUUCCAGCCGGAUGGCUAUGAUCAAACGUAUGCUGAGAUGGCAAAGGAAGAAAAGAACAAAAUCUCGCACCGUUCUAGGGCUCUAUCACUGGUCAAAUCCCAUUUCGCUGAGGCUGGAUAUGUUUUCCAAACUGAUACCACUUCCACAGGAUGAGCCUUGUGUGACCUUGGUAGUGGAACGGUCUACAAUGUUAACUAUUUAGAAGUUACAACUCAAUUAAAUAUCACGAGAAUGGCUCAUUGCUAAAUGGUUCUGAGUUGUCAAAACUAGAGCCUGGAUGUCUGAACUCUGAAGUUCAUCUGUAGGCUAUAUCAUUGAGAAAAUCAGAGACUUAGCAUGUUUAAAUGAUUGAAUGAUAUGGCUAAUUAGACUUUUUUAGAUUGCAAUUUAGGCUUACAAAUUUUGAUAUAUGCUACAAAAAUCAUUCUUGAAGAGAAAUUUGAAACUUCUCUCCAGGUGGUUUGGAUAGUGUUUUAUGUUCAGUCAGAAAUUGUGCUUGCAUGACAUCCAAGGAUAUAGGUAACAGAAUUAGGGUUUAGGGACUAUUAGGGCUGGUAGUUCAUCGGUUCAACUCGACCAACCACCCGACCCGAAAUACAUUCGGCUUAAUUGGGGCGGGCACUCGGUUUAAUUGGGGGUUUUCGGCUCUAUUCGAUUAAUCGAUUAGCUAAUUUGGUUCC